This is a messenger RNA of Limanda limanda (common dab), 2489 nucleotides long. It is a transcript of the gene cldn12, whose product is annotated as claudin 12. The transcript has 3 exons. Bases 157 to 1224 code for a protein of 355 amino acids. The record is from RefSeq and is a predicted model, not a curated record. Lineage: Eukaryota; Metazoa; Chordata; Actinopteri; Pleuronectiformes; Pleuronectidae. Gene Ontology annotation, cellular component: plasma membrane.
UCUCGUAGUGAAGCGGAGUAAAACUUCUCUAUCGUCUGAAGCGCGUUAAAGGAGAAAUAAGCCGAAAUGCCUCUGUCUUCCAUCUGAACACGAUCUACCUGCUGGACAUACACGGAAUUCUCCUCGCAGCCUCAGUUCCUGUCGGCACCAACAACCAUGUCGUGCCGGGACAUCCAUGCCACCAACGCUUUUUCCUUCAUCAUUGCCUUCGUGUCAGUGGCAGGGCUUGCCGUGGCAACUGUAAUCCCACAGUGGCGAGUAACGAGACUCGUCACCUUCAAUCGCAACGCUAAGAAUAUCACGGUGUAUGAUGGGCUGUGGGCUAAAUGUGUGAAACAGGAUGGCUUCUCAGGAUGCUACUACUAUGAUUCAGAGUGGUACUCUAAAGUGGACCAGCUCGAUCUGCGGCUCCUGCAGUUCUGUCUGCCUGCAGGCCUGCUGUUCGGCUCGCUGGCCUUGCUGCUGUGCAUGUCUGGGAUGUGCAAGACCUGCUGCUGCUCAGACAAGCCUGAGCCGGACAUCAAAACUCUCAAAUUCCUGGUCAACAGUGCGGGCUGUCACCUGGUGGCUGGGACCUUCUUGUUCCUGGGUGGAGCUAUCGCCAUCACCCCCUCAAUGUGGUUCCUGUUCCGCACUAAGGCGCUGAACCUCAGAUAUGACAACAUGUUCUCUGAUGGGUUUGCUGUAUAUGUAGCAAUAGGCUGCUCCGGAGGACUAAUGCUGGCCGCGCUGCUGAUGUUCAUGUGGUAUUGUAUGUGUAAGAAGUUGCCUUCGCCCUUCUGGUUGCCACUGCCGUCCAUGUCGACCUCUCUGUCCACUCAGCCUCUCACUGCCAACGGAUAUCCUCCCUCCCCAGUGUAUGGUCCUCAGCCCUUCCCACCACAAGCCUAUCCUCCCACAGUCAUCGACACGCAGCAGUAUGUGCCAACCCACGGAUAUGCACAAAGUGUGGUUGCCCCUGCACCUACACAAGUGUACAUGUCUCAGAUGUCUGCUCCGGAUGGGUACGGUUCGGAGGUUGGAGGAACCCAGGCCUACAGCUACGCUCCCUCACAGAGCUACGCACCCUCGCAGAUCUACGCAACCUCGCAGAGUUAUGCACCUUCGCAAAGCUACGCUCCCUCUCAGGGAUACGGAUCCGGCUACGCAGGCCAACGCUACUCCAGCCGCUCACGCAUGUCUGGAAUAGAAAUCGACAUUCCUUUGCUGACACAAGGAGACUAAGAGAAGAUAAGUCCUUGAAACCUCUAGUCUUUUAACCUUAUUGAGGUUCAACACUGAUGAAACUAACAGAGUUUGAUGGAUGGAAGUUAUUAACAUGAGAGCUAUUAAUAGCCUCUAGAGUGACAGUGAAUUCAGUCAGUUCAAUCCAGGUUUGUAGAUUAAUGUUUAUGUACCUGGAGGUACAAUAUGAAGGAUGAUAUUUUCAUUUAAAUAUAUACGAACACUAAAGCACGGGUGUUAACAACACUGUAUUCAGCGUAUUGAUAUAGAAAGGGAAGAAAUUCAAGUUUAAUUUGGAGCCAUAAUCACUGAAAGACGCCUCAACUAACUUUUCUUCACUAUUUCACCAGAGUACGAUCAUCACAUUAUGUUUCCUCUCCUGUUUUGGUGGACAAGGGACCAACUUAGUAGUUACAAGCAAACAGACACCUGCAUUUGGUUGGUGGCUUUUUUAUAAAAUACCACUCUGACUAAACAUUCAUGAGGCCUCUAUGUUUGCUGCCAAAAGUAUAUUUUUCUGAACUCGUCAGGUUCAUGUUAAAGUGAAUUGUCCUGGUAUCCACUUUAUGGAGGUCUUCUGUUAUCUCUUCUGUUAUCACUACUGAACAAACACUUACUGACCUUAUACUAUAUGUUUUUAAAUAGACGCCUACUAACUCACUCACUCGUUUAGUGAAUUUUAACAUGAAUUAUUAAUAAUGUCACACUACCCUGCAAAGAGCUGCUGUUACAGGUUUUAAUGCACUAAUUAUGUGAAUGCUAUGCCAGUUUACAUUGCCUUUGUAAUUGUAUGGCCUCUAAAUAACUAUUUAUCCAUUAUUGCAGCAUAUAUGUUGUUUUUUUUACUGCAUGUUUAUGUGAAAAGGAUCAUGGCACUAGAUCUGUGAGUUCUGUUCAAUGUAAUGAACUGAUGCGGAGCUGUAAUAUCAGAAUAGCAAUGGCAGAAAUGAUAAUACUGUUCAUUUGCUCUACAGGACAUAUUAUGAUCAAAUAUAAAAGCAGUUGGAUACGCCAGAUGAAGUGGUGAGAAGUGUUAAUUUGUUCUAUUAGUACCACUAAACGUCUGCCAACUUAGCUGGAAGUGUGAUGUUCAGGAUGCUAGUAAUCCCAAUUUAACAGUCAGUUCAGUUGUUGCCUUUUGUGUGUUUUGCUUAAUGAGCACUGAUCAAUGUAAUGUUAAUCCUUAAUGUUUAGGUUCAUGAUAUUUUAAAAUGUUUUUUCUAUUCUGUCAUUGUUUUGUUUUUAUUAAAACAAAUCCCAAUACA